Messenger RNA from Salvelinus fontinalis (brook trout), 4799 nucleotides. RefSeq names its product oocyte zinc finger protein XlCOF22-like. NCBI's taxonomy places the organism in Eukaryota, Metazoa, Chordata, Actinopteri, Salmoniformes, Salmonidae. Gene Ontology annotation, biological process: regulation of transcription by RNA polymerase II. The record is from RefSeq and is a predicted model, not a curated record. The transcript is spliced from 4 exons. Gene Ontology annotation, cellular component: nucleus. Bases 382 to 2241 code for a protein of 619 amino acids. Gene Ontology annotation, molecular function: DNA-binding transcription factor activity, RNA polymerase II-specific; RNA polymerase II cis-regulatory region sequence-specific DNA binding; zinc ion binding.
AGUACAUAGUGCUGCCUAAAACAUACAGCAACCUUGUACUAAAUGGUUUUUGAGUCAUUUGUGCAUUUAUGUGAAUUCAGGAAAUCUACUAUAGAUUAAGUUCAUUUAAGUUGUGUAGCCUAAUUUCAAGUGUAUACUUUGUCUUAUGUGAAUGAAUUAAUGUUUUGUCAAUGCUUAGCUUCCAGAUCUAUUGAAAUGAGAUCAGUGCUAGACUUGGACAGGAGCUCACCGGAGCGGAGUACCGUCACCUCAAAUGUCUACUGCUUGAGCUCAUGUUCCUCUUAUAGAAUAUUAACUCAACAGUUUUGUGGAGCUCCUGCACCUAAAAUAAACCAUAUUUUUAGAGAAUUAAGAAAGUCUUGACAGUUCUGGCACUAACCUAUGUGUCCGUUUCUUUUUAUUACUACUGGCCGACUCAGAUUAAGUCUGAGGCCGGUAACAUCAACAGUGAGGACAAACCCAGCCUGCCUCUCUCCUUCCACACGGAGUCCAAACCUACAGUCACUGGGUCCUGAUUGUGACAGUGGAGCCCAGUUUGCACUGCAGGAUCUAGAGAUGGCAUCAGUGAAGCUAGAAGACUGCAGUCAAACACUGGAGCUGAAUGUCAACAUUAAAGAUGAAGAAGAGGAGGAGAAGAUUGGGAUAUCUGUUUCUCAUGGUAUAAGGCCGGUAACAUCAACAGAGAGGACAAACCCAGCCUGCCUCUCACCUUCCAUACUGAGUCCAAACCUACAGUCACUGGGUCCUGAUUGUGACAGUGGAGCCCAGAUUGUACUGCAGGAUCCAGAGAUGGCAUCAGUGAAGCUGUUAGACUGCAGUCAAACACUGGAGCUGAAUGUUAACAUUAAAGAUGAAGAAGAGGAGGCAGAGAUUGGGAAAUCUGUUAAUCAUGGACGACUAGAAUUAAGUCUGAGGCCGGUAACAUCAAUAGUGAGGACAAACCCAGCCUGCCUCUCUCCUUCCACACUGAUUCCAAACCUACAUUCACUGGGUCCUGAUUGUGACAGUGGAGCCCAGUUUGCACUGCAAGAUCCAGAGAUGGCAUCAGUGAAGCUGGAAGACUGCAGUCAAACACUGGAGCUGAAUGUCAACAUUAAAGAUGAAGAAGAGGAGGAGAAGAUUGGGAAAUCUGUUAAUCAUGGAGACCAUGUUGAGACAUUCUCUACAUCCAGAGAGAAACAGCAGGAACAUCACAGAGCUAAGAGGUCUCACCCCUGCCCACAUUGUGAGGAGAUUUUCCCAUUUCUAUCAAAGCUAAAAGUACACCUACAAAUACACAGAGGAGAGAAUCAAUAUUCCAAUAAUGACGGUGGGAAGAAUUUCACAACAUCCAAGACUCUGACAGUUCAUCAGAGAGUGCAUACAGGAGAGAAGCCUUACUCCUGCUCUGACUGUGUAAAAUGCUUCACAACAUCAACUAGGCUAAAAGUUCAUCAGAGAACACACACAGGAGAGAAGCCUUACUUCUGCUCUGACUGUGCGGCGAGUUUCUCUCUACUGUGCAACUUAAAACGACAUGAACGUAUACACACAGGAGAGAAGCUUUACUCCUGUUCUGACUGUGAGGCGAGUUUCUCUCUACUGUGCAACUUAAAACGACAUGAACAUAUACACACAGGAGAGAAGCCUUACUCCUGCACUGACUGUGGAAAGAGUUAUUCUCUACUGGGCCACUUAAAAAGACACCAACAUAUACAUACAGGAGAGAAGCCUUACUCCUGCUCUGACUGUGGAAAGAGUUUCUCUCGACUGGGCCACUUAAAAACACAUAAACAUAUACAUACAGGAGAGAAGCCUUACUCCUGCUCUGACUGUGUAAAAUGCUUCAUAACAUCAACUGAGCUUAAAGUUCAUCAAAGAACACACACGGGAGAGAAGCCUUACUCCUGCUCUGAUUGUGUAAAAUGCUUCACAACAUCAACUAGGCUAAAAGUUCAUAAGAGAACACACACAGGAGAGAAGCCUUACAUCUGCUCUAAUUGUGCAGCGUGUUUCGCUCUACUGUGCCACUUAAAACGACAUGAAAGUAUACACACAGGAGAGAAGCCUUACUCCUGCUCUGACUGUGCGAUGAGUUUCUCUCUACUGUGCAACUUAAAACGUCAUGAACGAAUACACACAGGAGAGAAGCCUUAUCACUGCACUGACUGUGAGAAGAGAUUCUACAGAAUGGGCCAUUUAAAAAGACACCAAUGUAUACAUAAAGGAGAGAAGCCUCAUCAGUUGUCUCAGACCAGCUGAGAUUAGACACUCCACUUAAUUUUCAUGUCAUUAAAUAAUUGGCAAUGUUGAAUUGGAUCAAAUGAAGAAAGCGUAGAACACUAUUGUAAUCCUAUAGUUUCUCACUGUUAGAGAACUGUGCAGAGGAAAGGGAGCGUUAUAGAAUGUUAGCCUCUCUUUACUUUACUGAUCAGUGUGGACCUUGUCGGUUUUGGUGUGUUUUGUUAGCUUCUACUGUAAAGAUAUUGACAUGACCUUGGAUUUGCCCUUAGGGUUGAAUAUCCUGUGAGUUGUCUCACAGUGGAGUCUGAUGGUUAACUGGGUGGUAGUAGUUCCCUCUGCAGUUUUCUGUGGGAAUGAGCUAGUAGAUACAACCUACACUGAGUGUACAAAACAUUAAGGACACCUGCUCUUUCCAUGACAUGGACUGACCAGGUGAACCCAGAUGAAAGCUAUGAUCCUUAAUGGUCUAGUUGUUGUGUAUUUGUUAUGGAUCCUCAUUAACUUUCAACAUAAAAAAAAAACUGCGGGUUUCUGCUGUUUCACACUGAUGGGAGGACUAGGGUAUGCAGGAAACCACGAGUACAUGCAUCCAGUGGUGGAAAAAUUACCUGUCAUACUUGAGUAAAAGUAAUGAUACCUUAAUAGAAAAUUACUCAAGUAAAAGUGAGUCACCCAUUAAAAUACUACUUGAGUGAAAGUAUUUGGUUGUUAUAUACUUCUGAAUAAAAAGUAUGAAUAUUUUCAAAUUCCUUAAAUUAAGCAAAGCAGACAGAAUAAUUGUCUUGUGUUUUUUAUACUACAGAUAGCCAUGGGCACACCAACACUCAGACAUAAUUUACAAACAAAGCAUUUGUGUUCAGUGAGUCCGCCAGAUAAGAGGCAGUAGGGAUGACCAGGGAUGUUAUCUUGAUAAGUGUGUGAAUUGGACCAUUUUCUGUCCUGCUAAUCAUAAAAAAUGUAACACGUUCUUUUGGGUGUCAGGGAAAAUGUAUGGAGUAAAAAGUACUUUAUUUUCUUUUGGGAUUUUGUGAAAUAAAAGUUGUCAACAAUAUAAAUAUUAAAGUACAGAUACUACUAAAGUAGUUCUUUAAAGAAAUUAUUCUGAAGUACUUUACACCACUGUAUGCAUCCAUGCCGUGUGUCAGCAUUGCAGGCUGGUGGUGUGAAGGGGUGGGUUGUGUUUUCAGGACACACUUUGGGCCCCUUGAUAAAAGUUGAGCAAUGUUUGAAUGCCAUAGGAUAUCUAAAUAAUCAUUGCCAAUCAGGUGCCUCCCUUCAUGGCAGCAGUGUAUCCAUCUGCAAAUAGAUUUCUUCAGCAGGAUAAUGCCACAAGACUAGUCCAGGAAUGGUUCCAAGAACAUGACAGUGAAUUCAGUUUACUGCAGUGGCCUGCCGAGUCACCAGAUCUCAAUCCAAUUGUGCAUCUGUGGGAGGAGUUGGAACGAGCUAGUCAGAGUAUAGAUCCACUCCCAGCCAACUUGACACAAUUUUGGGAAGCAUUGGAGUCAACAUGGGCCAGCAUCCCUGUGGAACACCUUCAACGCCUUGUAGAGUCUAUGCCCCGAUGAAUUGAGGCUGUUCUGAGGACAAGGUCGGGUGCAACUCAAUAUUAGGAAGGUGUUCCUAAUGUUUGUGCACUCAGUGUAUAUCAGAUUAAGAUGGCUUGAUCAGUUCUCAGCAUUAUUUUCGGUGUAUUAUUUUAUUACUAAACUUUUGUUUAAUGAUAAACAGGGAAUGAAUGAACUGUUUAUUGUAUUUUAAUACUAGAUUCAUUAUUUUAGUCAUUGAUGAUGAAUGUAUUUGAAUAACUGUAUUGAAGUUAAUUGAUCUGGCGGCAGGUAGCCUAGCGGUUAAGAGUGUUGGGCCAGUAACUGAAAGGUCGCUGGUUUGAAUCCAGAGCCGACUAGGUGAAAAAUCUGUCAUUGUGCCAUUGAGCAAGCCAAUUAACUCUUAUUUGUCCUGUAAGUCGCUCUGAAUAAGAGCAUCUGCUAAAUGACAAAAAUGUAAUGAAAAAUUAUGUUUGUACAUACAUUUAAUUAUACACAAGAAAAAAUGUAAUAAACUGUUUGAAGUGAAAUACUGUAUAUACAAUACACAACAUUAUCACUUUGUUGACCCUGGUCAGAGGUACAGGACCAUAGUAAACUAGACUAUGUAGCUGCUGCUGUUAGUAGCUUACAGUUUCCAUAUAAUACAACAUGUCAGAUCACUAAUGAUUAGGUGUACAGGCUGCUACAUUUCUGCUUGUGUCUGUCGGCAGUGAUGUGUUAUCAGGCUAAAUAACCACUAUUAUGUUGUUUUUGGUUUGCUAGUUGCACCAGUAGCAUGGUAUGUUCCUGCAAUGGUAGUGACCAAAAAACAAUAUGUUUCCAUUGUACUAGAGGCCUAGGAACAAAGAAGAAACUGACAGAUGUGUCAUAAUAGCCUGGAAGUAAAGCUGCACUGGGAGACACAUUUGAAAUGGAAUACAUUGAAUACAUGCAGCAGGGUGAAACAAUCACAGUAAAACACGAUUUAAAUGUAUUGUUGGAAGGGCUGUGGUCUCCAUUCAUGUAAUACAUUAAAUAUAUACAUCA